Messenger RNA from Ahaetulla prasina, 3756 nucleotides. Its product is annotated as cytochrome c oxidase assembly factor 7. The record is from RefSeq and is a predicted model, not a curated record. Gene Ontology annotation, cellular component: mitochondrial intermembrane space. Gene Ontology annotation, molecular function: protein binding. The transcript has 3 exons. Bases 119 to 814 code for a protein of 231 amino acids. NCBI's taxonomy places the organism in Eukaryota, Metazoa, Chordata, Lepidosauria, Squamata, Colubridae.
AGCCAAAAAGGACGGUGAGAAUUCAAGGACGCUUUCACUUUUUUUCUACUUUCCCGCGCGAAUCACGCAGGCGGGGUGUGUUUUUCGUUCCCAUUUAUCUUUCUGUCCUGAAGAACAAAUGUCUGGACUGGUUAAUUUCGAAGAUGAAGAGGAAGUGAAAGUUUAUUUGGAUAAUCUGGGAACAGAAUAUAGUUUCCAGUGCUACAAGGAGCACGAUCCUGACGGUUGCCAACGUUUAGCUGAUUAUCUAGCUGGAAUAAAAGUCAACUUUGAAGGAGCUGCAAAAGUUCUAAAGGAGAACUGUGAAAAUAAUCAACACAGUGAGAGCUGCUACAAACUUGGAAAUUACUAUUUGACUGGAAAAGGUGGGCUUCCAAGAGAUGUGAAAACUGCUUACCAAUGUUUUUUGAAAUCUUGUGAAAAAGGUGGGAAAAAAUCCAUCAAUGCUUGUCACAGUGCUGGAUUACUGCUACAAGAUGGACAAGUAACUGAGGAUGAGAAGCCUAAUGUUCCUUUAGCCAGGGACUAUUAUAGUAAAGCUUGUGACAAUGAUUUUGCCCCUAGCUGCUUCAACCUAAGUACUAUUUAUCUUCAAGGAGCUCCUGGGAUAUCAAAGAAUAUGAGUCAAGCAUUGCAGUAUUCUCUAAAAGCAUGUGACUUGGGACACAUGUGGGCCUGUGCCAAUGCUAGCCGAAUGUACAAACUGGGGGAUGGAAUUGAGAAGAAUGAUGCCAAGGCUGAAACCUUAAAGAACAGAGCAGAAACCUUAUACAAAGAACAGAACACUGUAAAUACUUUAACAUUUGGACAGUAGGCCUAAACAAAUAAUCUACUUUGAAGAAGAGUACUUUGUUAAAUAGGGCAGGUAUUUAAUCUCUAGAUUUAUUCUCUCGAAUGUUCGAAACUUGUAAAUGAAACUUUGUAUAAUUUAUUGCAUAAGGCAAUAAAAGAACUGGAUUUUAUGUUACUUUUUACUCUGCAACCCAGUGAAAUGUUGGAAAUAAAUUUGUAAAGCUCUAGGGAAGGGCUAUCAAACUCCCUGCCCACUGGCCAGAUGCGUCACACACUGGCCACGCUCAUGCCCGGUUUAGCAAAGGGGGGGAAAGUCCUGAUAACAUCACGUGACGAUUUCAUGAUGAUGCAAGUUGGGCACCCCUGCUCAGGUCUCUGCCUAUUACGAAGACAGAACAGAAUCAAGGAUUUCGAAAAGCCAUGCUCCCCACUCUUCUUACCUGAUUUGUUAUAAAGGUCAGAUUUAAGUCAAUAUGGUGAACUAGUUCUUAAAUGCAUUUUGAAAUUACAUACAGAGAAUGAACCAUUCAGGUCUUAGUUGUGAUGCAGAAAUGCAUGCCAGGCAAUACUGUAGAACCUAUUCCUGUCAAGUAGCAGUUCUGUUCUGUAGCAAAGCCCUUUAUUCAAUUUCAGACAACACCAAAACACUCUUUAGAAUAUAUCUUGGAAUCCGACAAGUCAUGGGUAAUCAUUGCUUCCACUGUGUGUGCUUGUAUGCACAUUUCUAAAAAACAGCAUGGAAGAGAAAUCUUAAUUGCUGGAUCACUGGGUAGGAGAGAGAAGUAAUUAAAGUCCUCUUGAAAUCCUUAAAUCCUCCUAAUGAUCCUUAUAGGAGAAAAAUACUUGUGUGAUGUGCAAGCUUGACUAUUGCAACAUACUCUAUACAGGGCUGCCCUUGAAGACCACACAAAAGCUUUAAUUGGUCCAGAACCGCAGUGGUGGUGAUGGACAUGACUUAAGUGUUACAUAGCUCCUCCUAUGUGAGCUGCACUAGCUGCCAGUUUGGUUCUGAUUGUGAUCAAGGUGCUGGCCAUUAUUUAUAAAACCAUACAUGGCAGCAUGCUGGUUAUCUCCUGUGUCAUCUGCCCAGCCUCUCCAAUCCAGCAGUGUUGGCAUGCUUCAGAUUCUUUUGAUUCAACAAUGCCAUCUAAAGGAAGGAAGGAAGAUUUAUAAAAAGAAGGGAUGCUAUACUAUGCACACUUGCAAACUUAGCAUUACAUUGAAAAAUGUACCUGUUAGACCAUUAGAACUUUAAAAAAUAUUAGAUUAGUUUCUAAACAAUUUUUUCAGGCAAAUAUCCAAAAAUUCACAUUAAUUUAAAAGAAAGAAGAGUUGUCCACACAAGAAAGGAGAUGGACACAGGAAAUAUUUUAUAGUGGAGCCCAUUCAGCAUUAUAAUCUCAAAAAAAAUGGUGUGUUAGACUUCAUGGAGAAAAUGUAUGUGGAUGCUAAGAGUUUUAAACAACUUGAUGAACCACAAUUAAUAAUCGGACUAUUUGGCUGGAGCUUCAGUGAUCUUUUCUUGCAAUUGAUUGCUCUCGUGGAAUGGCUCUGCAACUGGUACAAAAAUUAAAUUUGUUGCAGUAAUUUCAGCAUGAGAAGCACUGUUAUGAAUUUUCUUUAAAUUAUGCUGAAUUACACUAUAAUCCUUUUUUUUUGCAGGAAAAUAAACUUAUAUUUUUCUCUAUUAAGUAUGCUGUGAGAAGCAUCUACAGUAGAAAACAGUAGUAUAUGUCUCCUAUAUAGAAUGUGUAAAAUUCAUCAACUCAGGAACCAACUACUUGGGUUUCCUUUUGGAUGAUGCUGUUCCCUCCAUAUUAAGUCAUCCUAGGGACAAAGGACAAUUUGGCAUGUUCUGAAAGUAAAUACUUCAAACAGGAAGUAGUUCCAAGUGUUCUAGAGGUAAUGUUGCAAGUAAAACAAUUUCAGAACUCAACUGCAGCUCACCUUAAAAUUCUUUCAGUUCAGAGGAGCUUUUUAAAAAAAAUAUAACUGAAGAAAUUAAAAGAAAUGAUGAGAUUUGCAGUUAAUAAGUGGGUGCUUUUUUUAAAGAGCAACCUUAGCUAAAGAAAAAAUGAAUGUAUAUAGAAACUGCUAAGGCAGAGAUGCUAAUAAGAAUGUUUUUAGAAUUCAGGACCAGCUCAUAUAAUAGGGGGAUUACACUCAAGCAUGCACUAAUAUAAAGAAAUAGGAUCUGGGUUUUCCUAUCAGGAAAAUAAUAUUCUCUCUCUGGCAUAAGUUUGGAAUAUUUAUUUGAAUACAGUGGGAGUUCAGUUUAUAUAUAAAAGUCUUCAGAAAACAAUCAUAUAUUUCUCAGUUAUCUUAUUUUUGAAAGUUAGCUUAAAUAGUAAAAUUGAUCCACAUGGUAUAACAAAACCCUGAUAUCUUAUCCAUUCUGAAGCAGCACCCUCACCCCACUUCAAGGCAUCUGAAUGAAUUUUUUUUUAAUUUGAAUUUAUAUCCUGCCCUUCUCCGAAGACUCAGGGCGGCUUACACUGUGUUAAGCAAUAAUAAUAUUAUUAUUUUAAUAAUAUUAAAAUAUAAUUUUAAUAAUAAAAUUGCAGAUUAAAUCAAGAUGUGUUUGCUUACUUUUUGAUUUUGUUUAGAAUAGCACUGAGCAGGAUGGAUCAGUCCAAAUGGCUUAUUUCUAUUUCAAUGAAUAGUUUUUUAAAUUGUAUUUGGUAUUUUUUUUUCUGCCACUAGGAGGCACCCAAGGUUUAAAAUCUGCACUAUGGCAGAUCCUUCAUAGCUAGUCCUCAGGAGGCUGAUUUCCAAUGUGAGAAAAAACAAGUCAAUUUGCAGUAUGAUUUUUACUGCAAUUUAUCAUCAUUAGACUUGGAACUAAGGAACUAAUUUAAGCACUCAGCAAUUUCAUAUCCCAAGUGUUUACUCGUGGGGAUUUCUAAAUUGCACUAUUUUACUACUGGGCAGUAGAGAGCAGUGGAGGGAUUCAGCCAGUCCAGG